AUGAAUCGCGCUAAGACCAAACACAGCCGACCUUCUACCGUGUGGCUUGAUGAGUCGGCCUUCUGCAAUGAGCAGCUGAGUCCAAACUCAACGGCGUCUCCGCAUAUCCAACCCCUAACAAUGCAGAAAAUGGCCACCGCCGUAAUGACACCUAGUUCAAUGAAGCCACACCCGGAUCGCCCAAGUGCAAGCAUCCCACAACUGAAUCAGAACCCAUGGGAUACUUUCGAGCCUGCUGCUGGUUCAUCCCAAGAUCGGUCUCUGAUAUUUGCCCGAAAUAAGUCGGAAAAAGGCAAGUUGGUGCAUAUCCAUCAACUUGAAAAACACUUCUCUCCCGCCACAGGUUUCCUAGAACUGAUGGAACAAGUCAUCCAUCCAAGCUUCCUAAAAUUGCUCGAAUGUUAUCAUCAUGAUGCAUCGUGCACGUUUAUCUGGGAACCAACAGAGGUGUCAGUCAGCCACAUUUUAGCCUCCAGCUGCUCGAUCACCACCGACGAACUCGUUGGAAUUGUCAAACCGGUGAGUCAGUUAAAAUCUCUUGCAGGUGCAUUUGAAAUUAACAUGGGAUAG
Penicillium salamii is the source of this 570-nucleotide messenger RNA. The record is from the annotation of a GenBank genome assembly. Lineage: Eukaryota; Fungi; Ascomycota; Eurotiomycetes; Eurotiales; Aspergillaceae.